Molecule: messenger RNA, 861 nt
Organism: Cynara cardunculus var. scolymus (artichoke)
Lineage: Eukaryota; Viridiplantae; Streptophyta; Magnoliopsida; Asterales; Asteraceae
Product: universal stress protein A-like protein
Exons: 4
Coding region: 43-666 (207 amino acids)
Source: RefSeq, a predicted model, not a curated record
AAACCAUCAAAACAAAACCAUUAACCGCCAUCAAUACCAGAAAUGCCCUCCGCCAAACAGCUUUUUCGCUACUUGACGACACCUGUAAAUACAACAACUAUAAAUGAUAAUGCAUCCAAUACUCUCUCACAAACACAACCCACUCUAGACUUGAUUACGAAAUUAUCGUUGAGAUCUAUGGAAAGGAAAAUACUGGUGGCGGUGGACGAAGGGGAGGAGAGCAAGUACGCGCUGUCGUGGUGCCUGAAAAACGUUGUGAAUCAGAAUUUCAUGGAUACCAUCGUCCUCCUCUACGUGAAACCACCGCAAGUGGUCUACACAGCCGUCGAUGGAACAGGGUAUUUGUUUUCGACGGAUAUAAUUGCGACCAUCGAUAAGUACAAGAAUGAAGUAGCUGAAACUGUGAUCGAGAAGGCCAAGAAGCUUUGCAAGGACCUUCAGAAUGUGAAGGUGGAGGCGAAGGUGGAGGCGGGGGAUCCAAGGGAUGUGAUAUGCGAGGCGGCGGAGAAAAUGGCGGUUGACAUGGUGGUGUUGGGCAGCCAUGGAUAUGGUUUGAUCAAGAGGGCAUUUUUAGGGAGUGUGAGCAAUCACUGUGCACAGAACAUCAAGCGUCCAGUUUUGAUAGUGAAGAAGCCCAAGAAUCACAGUGCAAAUUCAACGUUUUGAGGUUGAAGUUGGAGUGAUGCUUUAAGGAGUUGUACGUUGUACAUUACAAGUUGUACGAGGGCUCAUAUAUACCCUCUUAAUUUACUCUACUUCAUUCAAUUUGUCAUGGUUAAGUUGGUCUUUUUGAAGUUUGUUUAAUUUGUUCAGGUUUUGUAAUUUCAAGUGAGAUAUAUAUUAUCUAACAUCUAAUUAUCC